Messenger RNA from Pseudophryne corroboree (corroboree frog), 2910 nucleotides. It is a transcript of the gene RAC3, whose product is annotated as Rac family small GTPase 3. Gene Ontology annotation, biological process: motor neuron axon guidance; establishment or maintenance of cell polarity; regulation of cell shape. Gene Ontology annotation, molecular function: GTPase activity; protein kinase binding; GTP binding. The coding region runs from base 158 to 736 and encodes 192 amino acids. NCBI's taxonomy places the organism in Eukaryota, Metazoa, Chordata, Amphibia, Anura, Myobatrachidae. The record is from RefSeq and is a predicted model, not a curated record. The transcript has 6 exons. Gene Ontology annotation, cellular component: cytoplasmic vesicle; cytoskeleton; neuron projection.
UGGCUCAUACGUCGUCUAUUUCCGUCACCGAUCGACUAUUUCCGUCUCCCUUCGGCUCUGCCAGCUCCCGUCGCUUCGGCUUGCCUAGGCUCCUCUGCUCCCGGUUGUCUCCAGUCGCCUGCCGCUAGCUGUCUACCGGCUCGUUCUCACCUGUGAAAUGCAGGCCAUAAAAUGCGUGGUAGUGGGUGAUGGAGCUGUCGGAAAAACCUGUCUUCUGAUUAGUUAUACGACCAAUGCAUUCCCUGGUGAAUACAUCCCAACUGUAUUUGAUAACUACUCCGCCAAUGUAAUGGUGGAUGGAAAACCAGUCAAUCUGGGUCUCUGGGAUACUGCAGGUCAAGAAGAUUACGACAGACUAAGACCCCUUUCUUACCCUCAGACGGAUGUUUUCCUGAUUUGCUUCUCUCUUGUCAGCCCAGCUUCAUUUGAGAACGUUAGAGCAAAGUGGUACCCAGAAGUAAGGCAUCACUGUCCCAACACCCCCAUCAUUUUGGUGGGCACCAAGCUGGAUCUGCGAGAUGACAAGGACACCAUUGAACGGCUGAGGGACAAGAGACUAUCACCCAUUACAUAUCCCCAGGGUCUGGCCAUGGCUCGGGAAAUUGGCUCCGUCAAGUACCUAGAGUGUUCGGCUCUCACCCAGCGGGGCCUGAAGACUGUGUUUGAUGAAGCUAUCCGGGCUGUCCUUUGUCCUCCUCCUGUCAAGAGGCCCGGCAAGAAAUGUACAGUUUUCUGAGCACCGAUCAACUGGAAGCUGGACCAAACUCAUACCAUCUCUUUCCAAAGACGUGAAACCCCACCAGAGAGGGGUGUGGGGUGGACGGAGACCCGCAGAUGUUUUCCGUGGUUUAGUGUUUUGUGAAUGUACGGAGCAUGGGGUGGGAGGGGAAUGGGGAACACAGUGAAAUAUGCAGAUAAGAGCAACACUGGCUACACUUCUGAUGUGAAGUGAUGGGUCUAGAGUGACUUACGUGACCCCACAACAUGAGUGUGUGUUAGCUCUACAGGUAUACCUGACACUGUGUGUGGCACAGCAGUAGGAUUCUUAUUGCAGAGAUGUCAUACAGACUUGUUCACCACCUGAUAUUAGCCUUACUGGAAAGGAGGAGGGUGGUCUACUCGUGUCAUGGUGCAUUAAUAAUCACUGGCCAUCUAAUUUUUCUCUUGCAUGGGGAUUAUGUCUGGUUUUCUUGUUCUGUGUCCUGGUUGCAAGAAAUCUGUGAAUUAUGUAGUUAAUGUUUUAAAUUUGCUAUUAACUUGUGAGUAUAUUAACACCUUGUCGAGUUAUGAUGCUUUAAGAACAAGCCUUAGUGAGGUUGUAUGCAGCUGAAAGAUCAAAACCGCAUAGCAAAUGUACAAGCUGUUUCUAUAGAAAAAAAGCACACUUUAAUAACCAGAGGUGUACUUAAAUUAACAUUUUGAUUAAAAAAAAAAAAAGAAUAAAAAAAAGGUUGUCUUGCGACUCUUAUUGUCUGAGACUUGCAGCCUGAUGGAAAUGCUCAGGAAAUGUGCUAUGAAUGUUGCGAAACAGCAAAAUAUAAGGCUGGAUUUAUUUACAAAAGCUUAAAAAAACCUGAUAACUUCAAAGAAAUAUUUAAAUCUUUCAUUCUGCUUUGUUUUUCAAAAGUUAACAUAUCUACAUUUGCAUUUGUAUCAAAUUGUCUUUAAAUACCUAUGAUCUACUCAUGAUUAAGGAACCUGUGGCAUGAAGCACAAAGAAAUGCCACUGAACUGCACCUCACAUCCUCUAUGGCGGUGAUUUUCAACCUUUUUCAAUUCGCGGGACACCAGCCAAGAUUUUAAAAUUGCCAGGGCACACCACCAGUAACCCCACCCCCCAAAAAAAACAACAACAAAAAACACACACACAUUGGCCCCCACGGGGAUAAAACACACACAUUGGCCCCCGCAGUAAUUAAACAAAUGCAUUGGCCCCACAUUAAUUGAACACAUUGGCCCUCACAGUAAUUCCACACAUUGGCCCCCCUACAGUAAUACCACACAUUAGCCCCCACAGUAAUAAAACAGAUUUAGAAUAAUGCCAAACACCUGUCCCCCAUAGUAAUUAUACACACCUGCCCCAUAGUAAUGCCACACACCUCCACCCCAUAGUAAUGCUACACACCUGCUCCCAGCCCAGUAAGUCCACACAUUGCCUGCCUGCCCCCCACCCGCUGUAAUUACACAGAGAUGUAUAUAUCUAUAUAUAUAUCUCUAUAUAUAUCUCUAUAUAUAUAUAUAUAUAUAUAUAUAUAUAUACACAUGUAUAAAGGGAACCUGGAAUAUUUCCCUCUCAGUGAGGAGCUCUGGAAGCAGGCAGCACGGAGCAGUAGUGGGCAGGCAGACAUCAAUCCAACGUGUGGUGCGUGACCAGGCUUGCUCUCACGGAAGUACAGCACUAUGCUACCUGUGCUGGGUACUAAUGGCGGCAGCCGGGCAGGCAUCUCUGGCCAGCGGGAGCGGCGGGUCUCUCUGGUGGGCAGCGGUGAGCAUCACAGGCGGGCGAUGGCGCACACCUGUUGAAAAACGCUGCUCUAUGGUCACAACUGCAAGACUUCUCCUGUGCUACCUCCUGGAAUUCUAUACACCUGACCAGACUCUCCACUAGUGUUCUAAGGAUACCUCUCUUUCUUAAGGCUUUCCCCAACACCCUGUAUUGGUCAUUCUGCUUGUCAAUCUUGAAACUAACCCUCUCCUUUACUAGCACUAGUGUAAUUCAGAGUACAGGAUAAUACAGAAAUCUGACUCUGAACAUACAGAAAUGUGAAUUAUAAGGUCUUGUUUUCAAGAGAAGUCGAAGGUAUGAUGUCAGGUGGAAGAAAGAUGAUGUAAUGGUAUCCAGUAACUUGAUGUCUGUGAUAAAUUCCUGUCCACCAUCAUGGUUGUACAGAAUUAAAUCCCUAAAUUAUA